AUGGCAGCCGACGGUGCGGGUAAACCGUUGAUGCUGGGGGUGAGCAACCCAUUUGCCGAGAACCCGUCGAUGAUGACCCUCGCACAGUAUCAGGACUCCUGUAUACCAGUGAGCAUGGAGUUUGCAAAGUCGAAGAUGCACUGGAUCAUCGCGGCCAUCUUCUUGGUGGCUGAUAUGGUGGGAGGAGGGGUGGUGGCUAUGCCGGUCGCUUUUAAACAAUCGGGUAUGAUUUGUGGCUGUGUGUUCAUGCUGGUGAUCUGUGUCAUGUUCGAGUAUACGGGAUGGGAGCUCGGUGAAGUCUGGGUCAUCAUGCAGCAGAGGUGGCCGGUCUACAAGCAGCAUUGCCGGAAACCGUUUCCGGAAAUGGCCAAAAAAGCGAUGGGCACCACGGCACAACGGUUAACCUCACUGGCGAUUCUGAUCACGCUGUUCGGAAUCUCGGUCGUCUAUUUGCUACUAUCGGCCAAUAUCAUCCACUAUUUCCUGGCCGACUAUUUGUAUAUUAAUAUCUCCGUGUGCGGCACCAUCUUCCUGUUGACGCUAAUCGUCGCCCCGUUCACACUUUUGAAAAGUCCGGGCGAUUUUUGGCUUGUCGUUGUGUUCGCGAUGGUGACCACCGUCCUCUCGGUGGUGCUCAUCAUCUAUGGAGUCUUUUUGGACCAUGGAGCCUGUCUGCCGGAAGUUAAAUACCAGGAAUUCGAGCCGGGCAGCGCCUUGUUGGCCAUGGGAACCUUCCUGUUCGCCUUCUCCGGUCACUACGUUUUCCCGACGAUCGUCAACGACAUGCGACACCCCAAGAAGUUCAAGCUGUCCAUCAUUUGGGGAUUUUUGAGCGUGCUUUUGCUGUACAUGCCGUUAUCCAUCUACGCCUACUGGGUGUACGGCGACUCGAUGGAGAAGAGCGUCAUCUACAGCGUGCAAACCCGCGAGCUGCAAUUCGGCGCGAAUCUGAUGAUUGCCGCGCAUUGCAUCUUGACGCUGGUCAUCGUCAUCAACCCGGUGAACCAAGAGAUCGAGGAGUACUUCCAGGUUAAACAUAGCUUCGGAAUUGGGCGAGUCCUCACACGGAUGGUGAUCCUGGUGUUGGUGCUGUUCACUGGGUUGAGCGUACCCGAUUUCGGGCCCGUCAUGAAUUUGGUGGGCUCCUCCACGAUCCCUCUUGGUUGUGUCGUGAUGCCCGCCCUCUUCUACCUCUAUAUCAAGGCAGCAGAUGAGGACCAAUGGAGCAAAGGCGAAAUCCCCUCCAUUAAACAAGUCUACGACCGCACCCCGAAACGCGUCUUCUGGCUGAACAUCUUCAUCAUGGUGGUGGCCAUGGUUGGAGGAGCUGUCGGCACCUACAAGGCUGUCAUCGCCAUGAUGAACACCGAAUUCUCGGCCCCAUGCUAUAUGCGAGGAGCGGAGAUGUUCUUCGCCGGCGAGUCGUCCGGGACGUUCCAAGUGCAUCAAAAUUGCUGCGGUUGGGGCCGGAAUAUCUCGUCGAAGGGCACGCCGGACGUUUGUGGCGUC
This is a messenger RNA of Mesorhabditis spiculigera, 1509 nucleotides long. Lineage: Eukaryota; Metazoa; Nematoda; Chromadorea; Rhabditida; Rhabditidae. The record is from the annotation of a GenBank genome assembly.